Pseudocercospora fijiensis CIRAD86 is the source of this 1046-nucleotide messenger RNA. RefSeq lists its product as uncharacterized. Gene Ontology annotation, molecular function: actin filament binding. The transcript is spliced from 3 exons. NCBI's taxonomy places the organism in Eukaryota, Fungi, Ascomycota, Dothideomycetes, Mycosphaerellales, Mycosphaerellaceae. The record is from RefSeq and is a predicted model, not a curated record. Gene Ontology annotation, cellular component: cytoskeleton. Bases 91 to 987 code for a protein of 298 amino acids.
AUACUAUCAAGGAAGACGUAGAUUCUUGACUUCGAAAACUUGACGAUCUUACAGGGUUGUUUUGUUCUUUGCAGGGGAUUGAAACCAACCAUGGCACCACACGCACAAGACCCGGUCGGUGUUUCUGCAAAUGGACACUCUGAGGCUGUGAAUAAUGGAGAAGCGCCACUGGAACCGGGUGUGAAGAAGACGAUUGCGCAGGGGAAGAUGAUGGAGUUUCCGAGGCCUCCGAAAUUCGAAGACAAAUACAAGGAAAGGGAAUAUUUGAAGGGCAGAUUGGCGGCAGCCUUCAGGAUUUUUGGGAAAUAUGGGUUUGAUGAGGGUGUCGCUGGACAUAUUACGCUGAGGGAUCCUGUUGAUCCCAACUGCUUCUGGGUCAACCCCUUCGGCGUCGCAUUCUCCAUGAUCAACAAAUCCGACCUCAUCCUCGUGAACCAUUCCGGCCAAGUCAUCGACGGAGGCGAGGUCCGACUCCUCAACACAGCAGCCUACAUGAUCCAUUCCGCGAUCCACGCUGCACGUCCAGAUGUCAACUGCGCCGCACAUUCUCACUCCAUCUACGGCCGAACAUGGUGCUCUUUGGGUCGAAAGCUCGAUACUUUGACCCAAGAUUCUUGUGCUUUCCACAACGAUCAUGUGGUUUAUGAUUCGUUUAACGGUGUUGUUUUGGCGCAGAAGGAGGGGAAAGAUAUUGCGAAUUGUCUCGGGGAUAAGAAGGCGGCGUUGUUGCAGAAUCAUGGACUUUUGACUGUGGGCCAGACGAUUGAGGAGACGAUCUUUUGGUUUGUGAGUUUGGAGAAGUGUUGUCAGUCCCAGUUGAUGGCCGAGGCUGCUGCUGGGAGUCGCGGUGAGAAGCCGAUUGCUAUCGGUGAGGAGGAGGCACAGUAUACCUAUAGGAGUGUUGGAACGAGUCGAGCGGGUUGGUUCUCUGCCAAGCCACUGUUUGAUGUCGUGCAUAAGGAGACGAAUGGGGAUUAUUUGCAGUAAAUCUGCACAGAUAGAUGAUGAAGCAUAUGGCGCUACGAAUGAUGAAUCAAUCUCCGGGG